Messenger RNA from Penicillium verhagenii, 1089 nucleotides. Its product is annotated as histone chaperone napB. NCBI's taxonomy places the organism in Eukaryota, Fungi, Ascomycota, Eurotiomycetes, Eurotiales, Aspergillaceae. The record is from RefSeq and is a predicted model, not a curated record. Gene Ontology annotation, cellular component: nucleus; chromatin. Gene Ontology annotation, biological process: nucleosome assembly. The transcript is spliced from 3 exons. Gene Ontology annotation, molecular function: chromatin binding; histone binding. The coding region runs from base 1 to 1089 and encodes 362 amino acids.
AUGUCCAACGACCAGUCCCUCAUGGAGCGUGUUGAGUUCCCUACUAUUCCCAUCGAGGCCCAGUCCCAGAUUGCCCAUCUGCAGGAGCAGUUCAUCCGCGCGGAGGUUCAGCAGCUGCGUUCGUCAGUUCCUCUUCUGACCCCGCUCUUCCAGAAGCGCAAUGAGAUCAUCAACCACCCCGAGAUCAAGCGUGACUUCUGGGUCCGCGUCUUCUCUGGUGCCCCCGCCGAGAUCGAUGAGUACAUUCGGCCCUCUGAUGCCGCUGUCCUUGGUGGCACUCUGCAGAACUUGAACGUUGAGCGAUUCGAGGUUAACGAGAAGGGUGAGGGCGAGCCCCGCAGCUUGCGCUUCACCUUCACCUUCGCCACCGGCGAGGAGAACCCCUACUUCGAGAACUCCCAGCUCGUCAAGGAGUUCUACUGGCGCAAGAAGAUCACCCGCACUGCUAGCGGUAAGCGUCGCGACUGGGAGGGUCUUGUCUCUGACCCCGUCCGUAUCAACUGGAAGGAGGGCAAGGAUGUCACCAAGGGUCUCCUUGAUGCCACUUGCAAUCUGUUCGAUGCUGAGAAGAAGGGUGGCGAGCGCACCAAGCUCCCUGAGUACGAGGCUCUUGUCUCCAAGCUGAGCGAGAUCGAGGCUGAGGAGGAUGCCAUGGAUGAGGAUGAGGAUGACGAGGAUGAGGAUUCCUCCCCCGCUGGCACCAGCUUCUUCAACUGGUUCGGUUACCGUGGCCAGGAUGUCACUGCUGAGCAGAACAAGGCCGCCCAGAAGGAGGACGAGGAGCGCUUUGUCAAGAUUUCCAAGGGCGAGAAGGUUGACGACGAGGACGAUGAUGAGGACGAUGAUGAGGACGAUGAGGACCUCAUUGACGAGCUCGAGGAUGCCGAGUCCUUCCCCGAUGGAGAGGAGCUUGCCAUCAGCAUUGCUGAGGACCUCUGGACUGACGCCAUGAAGUACUACGUUCAAUCAUACGAGAUGGGCGACGACUUUGACGAUGUCGACAUGGAGGAGCUCGAGGCCGACAUGAUGGAGCACGACCACGAUGGAGAGUGUGAUCACUCCCACCCCCGCAAGAAGGUUCGCACUUAA